UGGCGUCGACCUCGCGUCGAGGUCUUAGUCUAUACCCGAGCUUCCUCGCGCCCUCGGCCCAUCCGCCGCCGUCCUCGCGCCCGUCCUCUCCCAGGCCUCCGCCGCCGUCCUCGCGCCCCGUCCUCUCCCAGCCCUCCGCCGGCGCCCCAUCCCCGCCGUCGUCGCGCCCCGUGACCGCCGUCGUUGUCGCGCCUCCGGGAAUUCGUCGCGCUCCCGGCCGUCCUCGGCCAUUGGCCGCGUCCCUGGUCGUCCCCGGGCUUCCCACCCGCCGCCGGCGUCGUCGUCGAGGGGGCAGGGCUCCGACCUCGCCGGCGUUUGGCGCAGCUCGCCGGCGGUCGCGGGUCUCACGCCGGCUGCCUCCUUGAUGUUGCUUUCUCCGCAGGGCUACGCGCCGAUCUGCUUGGGUCUAGAGGAUUUCUACACGCGCCGCCUCUAUCUCCGCAUCCAGGACUGCUUUGGCCGGCCGAUUGCCAGUGCGCCAGAUGCUUGGUUCGAUGUGGUUGAGCGCUACUCAAAUGACUGCAACAAGACACUCCAUCGUACCACAGCAACAACCAAAUGCCUUAACUUGGGUUCCUAUAACUAUCUUGGUUUCGCUGCGGCUGAUGAGUACUGCACCCCUCGUGUUAUUGAGUCACUGAAGAAAUAUUCGGCUAGCACGUGCAGUGUUCGAGUUGACGGAGGUUGGUGCUUAUUUUUAUCAAACUGAAGAAGAUUCAAUGAACAAUGGCAAGAACUCUGAUGCUGUUGUGCUAGGUUGGCAGGGUCAUCUUGGUGUACAUCGUAUGCCUCAGUUUGGCCUUUCUGUGCACCUCUGGGCCCUUUUUCUUGUCCUUUUGUUUCUGGAGAAAUUUAGAUUUUGUACAGUAUGUAUCAUCCACCAUAGUUCAAAAUAUAACAGGCAGAUAGGCAUUGUUAUCGAAUUCAGAAAAGCAAUUUUCCCAGUUACCUCUUUAAACCAUAUAGACUAUGUGACUGAAACCAUGUAGAUAUUUGCAGUAUUAUUAUCUAUCAUUCUGGUUGUUUUGAAUUGGUACGUAGAUGAGUCCCAUCUUUGAAACCAUGUAACAAAUCUGGAGUACAGAAAUGUAAAAGGCAGCAGAGUUGAGUCUGAAUCUUUUGGUGAGCUGUGCUUAGUGUUGAUUAAUCUGACUGAGUGAUCUUAUCAGUCACCAGAGGCCCAUAAGUUGCAGUUACUCAGUAUGCUUUACUUCAAGGACAUGGAGACGGUGAUUUCAUGGUGAUUAAGUAAGUUAAUCUUUUGUCAGUAACUAGUACCAGGCCUUUGGGCCCUUGACUGAAUGUGGAUGUGACAUUGUGCUAGGAGUGCACAAGCAUGUGAUGCAAUUGAACUGGAGCACACGGCCUUUCUGGUUUAAUAUGCUUCUGUUUGUCUUGUUA
Messenger RNA from Sorghum bicolor (sorghum), 1401 nucleotides. Its product is annotated as long chain base biosynthesis protein 2d. Gene Ontology annotation, molecular function: serine C-palmitoyltransferase activity. The record is from RefSeq and is a predicted model, not a curated record. Bases 365 to 709 code for a protein of 114 amino acids. Gene Ontology annotation, cellular component: serine palmitoyltransferase complex. Gene Ontology annotation, biological process: sphingosine biosynthetic process; ceramide biosynthetic process. The transcript has 3 exons. Lineage: Eukaryota; Viridiplantae; Streptophyta; Magnoliopsida; Poales; Poaceae.